AUGAAUCACAAAUUUAUUAAUUUAUUUUCGACAAUUUUUUAUUCAUAUUUAUUAUCAUUUGCUAUUAUUGCCAAUGCUCAUCAUUAUGAAACUUCAGAAAAUAAAAUUUCGGAAUGUUGUAAAGCUCGUGGUAGUCCUGGGUGGACAAAUAUAAUUCAUAAAGCAGUUUACUAUGAUUCAGCCCCACAACUUGAUAUUACUACUCCAGAACAUUGUUGUCAAGCAUGCGUUGAAAAUCCAGAUUGUUUACAAUGGACUUUUAAAACAAGUGUAAACUUAUGUAACUUAGACGUCGAAAGAAAUUUGCCACUCAAACUUUGUGAUCUACCUACAGAACAACCUACAACAAGCCAAGAAGCUGGAGUUAUCGGUUGCAGUGAUGGAUGUAGAAAUUAUCCUAGAAAAUCUGAAGCGGCAUUUAUUCAUUCAUCAUUCUUUAUUGCGAAGCCUUCAUACUCAAAUAUAGAAUUAAUUCAUGAGAUCACAUAUCGUUAUCGAUUUGCCGUUACCUGCCGCUGA
Molecule: messenger RNA, 519 nt
Organism: Dentiscutata heterogama
Lineage: Eukaryota; Fungi; Glomeromycota; Glomeromycetes; Diversisporales; Gigasporaceae
Source: the annotation of a GenBank genome assembly